Messenger RNA from Penicillium coprophilum, 1032 nucleotides. Its product is annotated as class I SAM-dependent methyltransferase. The record is from RefSeq and is a predicted model, not a curated record. NCBI's taxonomy places the organism in Eukaryota, Fungi, Ascomycota, Eurotiomycetes, Eurotiales, Aspergillaceae. The transcript is spliced from 10 exons. The coding region runs from base 1 to 1032 and encodes 343 amino acids.
AUGGCACAAUCACCAAAGAUUGCAGUUGAUACGGAUGUCUAUCUGACAGCCAAUUAUGAUGACUGGCAGUCGGAGACAACGUCUAUCACCUCCUCAAUCUAUCAUGGCCUGAUCGAGAAUGGCAGACGGUAUCAAACACUGAGCGACAGGGAAUAUCUAAUUCCAUCGGAUGAUCAAGCAUUUGAGUCCUACGAAGCUGGCCAUUUGCUAGCUCUUGUCUCAGACUCGGACCAAGAGAACCCGCUCUUUAGAGCACCUGUGGGGAAGAACCCCAAGCAUAUCCUCGACAUUGGAACGGGCAAGGCUGACUGGGCUAUUGAUGUUGCCGACAUGUUUCCAUCUGCAACUGUCCGAGGAGUCGACCUUUUUCCACCUCCCGUGACAUGGAUGCCACCCAACUGCAUCCUUGAAGUCGACAACGUCCUAGAAGAAUGGACCUGGAAAGAUGCUCACGACCUAAUCCACAUGCGGAUUAUGAUCGGCUCAUUCGAUGCCGCAGGGUGGGAUCACGUCUACAGAAGCGCCUUUGAAAACCUCCGACCAGGAGGCUGGAUUGAACAACUCGAAGGCUGUCCCUAUAUCUUGUGUGACGACGACAGUCUGCCAGCAGACAGUAUUCUGCGCAGCUGGGGCUCGACUAUGAGCGGGUGUGGUGCCCGCGCCGGACUCUCGCUGGACACUAUUGACACCAUGCGCGGUGCGAUGGAAAAGGCUGGGUUUGUGGAUUUUCAGGAGAAGCCAUACUUGUGGCCGAUUGGGCCGUGGGCUCGCGAUCAGAAUUUUAAAGAGGCUGGUGUGAUUAAUUCCCACCAUUGGCUUUCUGGUAUGGAGGGUUGGUGUAUGUGGUUGCUUACCCAUUUCGGGGCGCCGCAUCCUUGGUCAAAGGAUGAGGUGACGGUUUAUUUGGCCAAGGUUCGGUCGGAGAUUAAGAAUCCGAGAUAUCAUCUUUAUCAGAAAGCACGACGUGUGUGGGCGCGCAAGCCUUUCCCCGGAGAACUUACACCUGACAUGACUCCAAUCAAGGAGGCGUGA